Truncatella angustata is the source of this 1215-nucleotide messenger RNA. RefSeq lists its product as uncharacterized. The coding region runs from base 1 to 1215 and encodes 404 amino acids. Lineage: Eukaryota; Fungi; Ascomycota; Sordariomycetes; Amphisphaeriales; Sporocadaceae. Gene Ontology annotation, molecular function: metallopeptidase activity. The record is from RefSeq and is a predicted model, not a curated record. The transcript has 3 exons.
AUGCGGUGGUCCCUUGCAUCACUUUUGGCAUUGCCAUCGACAUUUCUCAUCCAAUUCACCAACGCCCACCCUCUUGGUGAGCACGCUAUCAACGGUGUUGACUUAAGCAAUUUGACCCAGGCACUCUUUCGAAGGGUUCGAGUCGGCUCGGGCGAUGGAAGUAUCGCCGCGCCAACAGUUACAGAUCUCUUUCUGCUGAAUGACGGUGCGGGAAGUUGUAACUCCGAGGAGGAUACUAUGAACUCUUGGCUGGAGGAGGCUAUUCUCCUCCAUGACGCGGUCGAGACCGCGUACGAGUACGGCAGUUUGCCUGUUGCUUUGCUGUGGUACUCAUUCUUUGGAAUCCAACCUGGCAAUGGGCAGAUUGCUCAGACGGCCGAUAACGUGGCUCUAUGGAAAAACAUUGGAGAUCAUAUCUCUCGCGUCAGUCAAUUUCUGGCUGGAGCUGGCCUAACCAACGCUCAGGUUGCCGGAGAAAACCCCCGAGUGUUCUGCUCAGCUGACGCAGGAGAAGUUGUAGACUGGACUCAGCCAGUCAAGGACAACAAUGGAAAUCCUGUCGAGGUCUCCACAGAUCCCGUCGCGUACUUGACGCUUGAAGACGCUUUUCCCCCACAAGCCAGUGACCCGAAAGGCCACGCCUUCUGGAUGUCUGCGUUCAGCGGUUACGAAAUGGACUUCUCGGGCGCAGAGACACUGUGUCCUACAACGGAUGAGAACGGUAGACAACGCUAUGCCAAAACCGCCAGGCCGGCGAAUGCAUAUCCGGCCAUUACGGACGGUGCGGUAUUCACGUUCGGAACAGCCAACAGACACAUCCUGUUCUGCCCAGUAUCAUUCUCACCCUCUGAUGGAUUUCACUCCUACCCGUCUAUAACACAGGCUGUAUCGGAUGACAACUAUCCCACGCCUGGUUUGAAGACCAAGGAACAAGCCCUCGAUAGAUUGUUGCCAGUCAGCGCCACGAUGUAUCACGAGCUUUACCAUCUGACUGACGACGAUAACACCAAGGACAAUUAUUACAGCUUGAAAGAUAUUAUAACGGCUGCCAGGUCCCAGGAUGCAACCAAGUUAACGGCCAACUCCCACAAUCCGGAGACGUUCACCUUUUUUGCAAUGGCGGCGUACAUACUCCUGAAUCCUCCUGAGGACGAAGACAUUGCCUUGUAUAUGGCCUCGUUCCCAGUGGAUGCUUCUAACCCUUUCGGUAAUUAA